This is a messenger RNA of Hypanus sabinus (Atlantic stingray), 2653 nucleotides long. RefSeq names its product netrin 4 (gene ntn4). Gene Ontology annotation, molecular function: protein binding. The transcript has 10 exons. Gene Ontology annotation, cellular component: laminin trimer. The record is from RefSeq and is a predicted model, not a curated record. The coding region runs from base 136 to 2031 and encodes 631 amino acids. NCBI's taxonomy places the organism in Eukaryota, Metazoa, Chordata, Chondrichthyes, Myliobatiformes, Dasyatidae. Gene Ontology annotation, biological process: basement membrane assembly; substrate adhesion-dependent cell spreading; cell migration.
GGAGGGAGGGAUCGUUCUGUUGUCUGGAGCACGAAGCGGGGAACGGGAGGAAGACAGCGAAACCCGAGCGGCCCGGCUCCCGGGCUGCGGAGGAUGCUGCAUUGACUGUCCGUGACUGCAGCGCUGGCCCCGAGGAUGAACUGGCUGUGGUUGGCCGUCUCUGUGCUCCUGUCCCUGGGCUGCGAGCGCACGGCCGCCGGAUCAACAAACACACCUGGGGUGAGGCGACAUUGUGACGCUGGGGCCUGUAACCCCCGACUGGGCAACUUGGUGACAGCCAGACAGCUGAAGACCUCCUCCACCUGCGGUGUUGGCUCCGCUGAGCUCUUCUGCUCCUACCCGAACCGGGGUUGCAAAGCCGAGGCCGAAUGUGGCAAGUGCCUCUUGGGCAGAAGCCCUCGUCAUUCCCAUCCACCUUCCGCCAUGACCGACUCCUCGUUCCGCUUCCCCGCUACCUGGUGGCAGUCGGCCCAGGGCAGCCACAGGGAAACCAUCCAGUUAGACCUAGAGACCCACUUCUACUUCACACACCUCAUCAUGAUCUUCAAGUCCCCCAGGCCAGCUGCAAUGGUCCUGGAGAGGUCGCAAGACUUCGGUUUGACUUGGAAACCAUACAAGUAUUUUGCCCAGAACUGUAAUGACACCUUUGGACUGCCUGACGACGUCCAUUGGCCUGGGGCAAUUUGUACGUCCAGAUAUUCCAGUCCAUUCCCUUGUACCCGAGGAGAGGUGAUAUUCCGCGCCCUCUCCCCGGCACACUCCAUGCAGGACCCCUACAGUCCUCAAGCUCAAGAACUGUUGAAGGUCACCAACAUCCGGAUGCGAAUGCUGAAGCGGCAACCGUGUCCCUGCUUGGCGCAAGUAACCAGCCUCAAACCGCAAGCGUUUGCACACUACGCAGUCUAUGACUUUAUCGCCAUGGGCAGCUGCUUCUGCAAUGGCCAUGCUGAGCAGUGUGAGCCAGUAGAGGACUUCAGGCCAGAACAGGACAACACUUACACCAUGAUCCAUGGCAAAUGCAUCUGUGAGCACAACACGAUGGGUGAGCACUGUGAAAGUUGUGCGCCGCUGUAUAACGAUCGGCCUUGGAGACCUGCAGAUGGGAAGAAGGGGAUGGCAAAUCAGUGCCAAGAAUGCAAGUGCAAUGGCCACGCUCAAAGCUGCCACUUUGACCUGCGUGUGUGGCUGGCAUCGGGUAAUCGCAGUGGGGGAGUGUGUGACAACUGUGAACACAACACCAAGGGUCAUCAGUGCCAACAGUGCCAGCCCGGCUUCUACAGGAAUCCUGGGGCAUCACUGUCUGCCCCCGACACCUGCCUGUCCUGCUUCUGCCACCCGGUUGGCUCCAUCACUAUGCCACUGCUACCGAACCUGCCCUGUGACACUGAAACCGGUCACUGUCUCUGUAAGCCUGGCGUGGCCAGACCCCACUGUGACAAGUGUCUGCUGGGGUACUGGGGCCUCGGGGAAUAUGGUUGUCGACCAUGUGACUGCGCAGGGAGCUGUGACCCCUACACUGGGGAUUGUACUGGCAGCUCUGCAGAUACAGACUGGUACCAAGGGUCUCCUGGCCUUGAUCAUUCUUCUCAACUCUCUGGAAGGGAUUCCACCUGGAACUGGGAGGAUGAACGAGGUUUCUCUGCUCUUCGACAUUCAGGGAAGUGUGAGUGCAGAAGCCAGGUCUUUAAAAACCCCUACGUAUUCUGCAGCAUGAAAUAUAACUAUGUGCUGAAAGUAAAGGUUCUCUCAGCUCACGACAAAGGGUCACAUGCAGAGGUUAUCGUGAAAGUCAAGAAGGUGUUUAAAUUGACCAAGUUAAAGAUUCACCGGGAGAAGCGAGUCCUGUACCCGGAAUCCUGGACAAACACAGGUUGCACCUGCCCACUUCUGAAUCCUGGCAUGGAAUACCUCAUUGCAGGGCAUGAGGAUGUCCACACUGGCAGGCUAAUAGUCAACAUGAAGAGCUUCGUCCAUGCUUGGAAGCCGGAUCUGGGCCGAAGGAUGAUACACAUCUUGAGAUCUGAGUGCUAGUCGCAGUAAUGCCUUUAGGCCAGAGUGUGCUUGCCCAAGGUGUCGAGAGCAGGUUUCCGUCUUGAAGAGAAAGUUGAGUGGAGAAUUGUUACAUUGGCUCUCUCAAAGAACACUUGCACAUCUAAGCAUUUGCUGAACUGGUUGCAAACUAAAUCUGUCCAACUCCUCGAAUUCUUGUUUCUCCCUUCUGAAAGAAGACUCUUGCUUUUUAAUAUAACGCACUUUAUGAGAUGGUGGUCAUGGCAAGGGAAAGAUUGUCAGACAGGCAACUUGAAAAGUAUGUGUGGAUGAUGAGAGGGCUGGAAGCAGGGACACAGUGGUUAUAACCUGCUAACAUCUGUAGCAUUGAAAAGGACUUAGGCUCAGAAGAGCUCCAAGAGUUUUACCUGGAAAAAAGGUAAACUGGAAUUUUUUGAUCCGACAGCUGAUUGUUGAUUUUUUGUGCUGAGAUCAAAGACUAGCUGAGGAUAAAUGAAGCUGAGCAGUGCAUCUGUGACUCAUGGCUGGAAGAAGCAUUCGUCUUUCAUCGCCACUGAAUGUCCUUAGUUGCAGCAUGAAAUGUGGUUCUAAGUUUGUGUCUACACACUGUAUACCACUGAACCCAAUGAAUAAAAAUAAGUUU